Mercenaria mercenaria is the source of this 2380-nucleotide messenger RNA. Its product is annotated as U4/U6.U5 tri-snRNP-associated protein 2-like. Lineage: Eukaryota; Metazoa; Mollusca; Bivalvia; Venerida; Veneridae. The transcript is spliced from 13 exons. The record is from RefSeq and is a predicted model, not a curated record. Gene Ontology annotation, molecular function: zinc ion binding; cysteine-type deubiquitinase activity. Bases 34 to 1830 code for a protein of 598 amino acids. Gene Ontology annotation, biological process: mRNA processing; protein deubiquitination; spliceosomal complex assembly.
UCUUGAUGACGUAUUUCACACCGGCAUAAAAACAUGGCGGAAACUGAAACGUUUUCUCGGGAAAAUAAUGCUUUUACAAAAGAAAUCAGUCCCCAAAAGCGUAAAUCAACAGACCAUGCUUCAGAAAAUAGUCCUAAAAGUUCUUCAAAGAGACAAAAGUACGAUGACGAAGAAACGCGCAAAGAAAGAAAGAAGGAGAAAAAGUCUAAACGAAGUAGAGAGGAAAGAAGAAGGAUGAAGCAAGAAGUCAAGAAGGAGAAAGUUGACGAAAAGUUCUUCGAAGAGGAAAUUGCCCCAGUUCAAGAUCCCAAAAUUGACAAGAGCAGGAUUUGCCCAUAUUUGGACACAAUCAACAGAUCUGUGCUGGAUUUUGACUUUGAGAAGCUUUGCUCUGUAUCUCUAUCACACAUCAAUGUUUAUGCUUGCCUGGUCUGUGGAAAGUAUUUCCAAGGAAGAGGAAAGAUGUCACAUGCCUACACUCACAGUGUACAGGACAGUCAUCAUGUCUUCCUUAAUUUAUCCACACACAAGUUCUACUGUAUCCCAGACAAUUAUGAAAUCAUAGAUUCAUCUUUAGAGGAUAUCAUUUAUGUGUUGAAUCCAACAUUUAGUACAAAACACAUACAGACGUUAGACAAGAGUGCCAAAAUGUCCCGUGCAUAUGAUGGUACAACUUACCUGCCAGGCAUUGUUGGUUUAAACAACAUAAAGGCAAAUGAUUACUGUAAUGUUAUUUUACAGGCUCUGUCACAUGUGUCUCCAUUGAGAAACUACUUUCUGCAAGAGGAGAGUUAUAAAGGGAUCAAAAGACCACCUGGGGACCAGAUGUUUUUGGUGGUUCAGAGAUUUGGGGAGUUGUUACGGAAACUGUGGAAUCCACGUAACUUCAAGGCCCAUGUUAGUCCACAUGAAAUGUUACAGGCUGUUGUGCUGUGUAGUAAGAAAAGAUUCCAGAUCACACAUCAAGGUGAUGCCCUGGAGUUCAUGUCAUGGUUUCUGAAUGCUCUGCAUGGUGCCCUGAAUGGUACAAAGAAACUCAGCAGCUCUGUCAUAAAUAAGACAUUCAGAGGCAAGAUGAAGGUCUACUCUAGGAAAGUUCCUCCUCUUGAAAUGGCUGAGCAUGAGAAGCAGAAGUUGUUGCUAACAGAGGAGUACCAAGAAACGAUGGAUGAGAUCCCCUGGUUAUAUCUGACAUGUGACCUCCCACCACAACCACUGUAUCCUGAUGAACUGCAGGAAAAUAUCAUCCCACAAGUGCCAUUUCACACAAUUCUAGCCAAGUUUAAUGGUACUUUUGAGAAGGAAUAUAAAACUUACAAAGAUUCAACAUUAAAAAGAUUUGAGUUGACCAGGUUACCACCGUACAUCAUUGUUUAUGUGAAGAGAUUUACAAAGAACUUCUUUGUUCAGGAGAAGAAUCCUACCAUAGUUAACUUUCCAAUCAAAAACAUAGAUUUUGGAGAUUUGUUGUCACCUGAGAUACGAGCAUUGCACAAAUUCACAACCUAUGAUCUGAUGGCUAAUAUAAUCCAUGAUGGAGCUCCAGGACCGGGAAAGGGUACAUAUAGAGCUCACAUACUGCAUAAGGGUUCAGGAAAAUGGUAUGAGUUGCAAGAUCUACAUGUAGCCGACAUUCUGCCACAGAUGAUCACAUUGUCAGAGAGUUAUAUACAGAUCUUUGAGCUGAGAACAGAUAUCCCAAACCCAGCAUUUGCUAAAGAAAAAACAGCUGGUACCCAGCAGUCUGGAAACAGCUCAAACUCGGCAGAGAAACAGACCGGUGCAAAUAAUGGACGCCAGCAACCAGUAGACAUGGACUUGAGCAGUUGAAAAACCAGGUUUAUGUUGCUGUGUACCAGUGCAGGAUUGAAGUACAUAAAUUUUCACUGAAGCAGAUUCUACAGUGCAAAGAUGAAACAAGCAAAAUCUAUGACUUUUAUGCAAAAUAGUAAGGAACAGAUGUUAUCAAAUCACGUGGUCCAACUUAGAAAGAGCAGGAACUAUUGUAUAACCUAUGUAGGUUAACAGCUGGAAAGUGAAAAUUGUGUCUUUUCAAGUAACCUGAUUAUUUUAGGGCAACUUCUUAUAUGUGUUUCUGAUGAGAAGCUCUGUGUAAACUGUAGUACAGUGUGAACAGGGAUUGCUACAUAAAUGGCAGCGUGGUAUCAACUGAGGCCUGUUUUGUAAAUACUUAACAGAAAGUAAUGGACACAGACAGAAUAAUAAAAAAGAGGCCUAAAGCUGACAUUUGUGGGAAAUAGAAAAAACAGCAUAGUAACAUUUUUGUUAAAGAGUUAUUAUAGAAUGCAAGUUAUAUUAAAGCAUCAUCAGAUGUGACAAUGUAUGAAGAAAAUGACCAAAUAAAAUGAAAGAAAGCAUA